Messenger RNA from Hippocampus zosterae (dwarf seahorse), 10157 nucleotides. It is a transcript of the gene grin2da, whose product is annotated as glutamate receptor, ionotropic, N-methyl D-aspartate 2D, a. The record is from RefSeq and is a predicted model, not a curated record. Lineage: Eukaryota; Metazoa; Chordata; Actinopteri; Syngnathiformes; Syngnathidae. Gene Ontology annotation, biological process: long-term synaptic potentiation; synaptic transmission, glutamatergic; monoatomic ion transport. The coding region runs from base 52 to 6420 and encodes 2122 amino acids. The transcript has 20 exons. Gene Ontology annotation, molecular function: NMDA glutamate receptor activity; transmitter-gated monoatomic ion channel activity involved in regulation of postsynaptic membrane potential. Gene Ontology annotation, cellular component: NMDA selective glutamate receptor complex; postsynaptic density membrane; plasma membrane.
GGCAGCAGCAGCACACGGGAGGAGGUAGCAAAGGACGCGGCGGCGGCCGGCAUGACUUGGUUUGCAUUCAACACGUGUCGCGGCAAGGGGAGGGGCCGAGGCGGAGAGAGAGGGCAGCGGAGAGACGUUGCUAGGCGACGUGGGUACAUACAGAAUGUUAAGGCGACCAGCAUCCAGGCGGGCGGGCGCUUGGGCGAGCCGCAGACACGCGCGCAGGCGGCACGGCAGCAACAGCGGCAACAUGUAGCCCCCCCCCCCCCCUUAGCCCACCCCCGGCCCAGCGGACUAGACCAGCAGACAUCAUCUUCCUCUCGGGGGACGGGGGGCGUAUGUGCGCCACAUGACGGCGCGGGGGGCGCCGGAACGCCGUCCUGCUGCGGGCAUGACGAGCAAAGGACGUCUGGUGGAUGGAUGACUGACGGAUGGAGUGAGAGCGCAGCGCCGGGAGGAGCACGAGAACGAGAGCCUCGCGCGCACCGUGAGGUGGAAGUCAGUGAGCGGCGACGAGACCCCCCAGUCCCCCCCACACCCCCAACGAAAAGCGGCGCCUGGCCUCGCCUGCCACAGCCCCGCCCGUCCCCCAUGGCGGCGCCGCGGCCGGCCUCUCGCCUUUCGCUGCUGCUGGCUGUCCUGGCCUGCACUGGGCCCGCACGGCCCUCCCCCCCCCUGCUGCUGCGGCCCCGGGAGAGAGAGAGGGACUCGGGUGGCGUCAACAUCGCCGUGGUGCACUCUGGAUCCUCCCUGCUCCCGCAGACAGCGGCGGCAGCGGCGGGGGCCGUAGAGCCGGGGCCCGGUCUCGGGAGCGGCCAGGGCGGCGUCCAAAGGGGCCUGACGGACACGGGGGCGGCGGCGGCGGUGGCCACAGCGCCCUUUGCAGCCUCCUUUGCAUCUUCUUCGUCGGUGGCCGUGCUGGUUGGGGAGAUUGUGAUGACGCCGUCUGGGCCGGCUACUGUCAUCUACCUGAAGGUUAACGAGAGCAGCCCGGGGAGCCUCCUGCUGCAGCUGUGCGAGCUGCUCGCCACCACGCCGCUGCAGGGUUUGGUGUUUGAGGAGGAGAGGCCUCCGCCUCCUAACCGUGCCCCCUUAGCCCCCAUGCUGGAGUUCAUCUCGGCCCAGACCGGCGUUCCCGUCGUGGCGGUGGGCGGAGGGGCCAGCCUAGGACGCGAGCCGCAGGAGAGCGGCUCCAUCUACCUGCAGUUCACAUGCUCGACGGCGCUGCAGCUAGAGGUGAUCUUCGAGGUCCUGGAGGAGUACGAUUGGACGUCCUUCUCUGUGGUCACCACGCGUCACCACGGCUAUGAGGACUUUCUGGACAUGGUGGAGGGCAUGACGGACGGCUCCUUCAUCGGCUGGGAGAGGAAAAGUGUGGUGGUCCUCAAUGUCACAGACGACCCCGGCGGCGCCCGCACCAAACGCGUGCUCAAGGACAACGAGGCGCAAGUACGUCUGCUGUACUGCUCGCUGGAGGAGGCGGAGCUUGUGUUUCGCGCGGCCUGGGCGUCAGGUCAGGCGGGCCCCAGUCACAUGUGGUUUGCCGUGGGCCCGGCGCUGUCUGGGCUGGGUUUGGAGGGGCUGCCCAAGGCCUUGUUCGCCAUCCGGCCUCAGGGAUGGAGGGACGAGCCUCGCAGGCGCAUCGCCAAGGGUGUGUCGGUGCUGACCCACGGCGCCGUGGCACUGUGGCGCGACCAGGGCUCCGCCGGCCGGGCUCAGUACACGGGAAACUGCCACAAUGACGCCAACCGAACGCAGCGAGUGGGCGAGAGGAUCAGAUACUUCACCAACAUCUCCAUCGGGGGGCGGGACUACUCAUUCAACAAUGAUGGCUACCUGUCCAACCCGCUGCUGGAUGUUAUCUCGUACAACAACGGGCGUGGCUGGGAAGAGGUGGGCUGGUGGGAGAACGGCCACCUGCGGCUGCGUUACCACCCGUGGUCGCGCUACGGCUCCUUCCUCAAACCGUUGGACGACGCCCAGCACUUGCGAGUGGUCACGCUGGAGGAGCGACCGUUCGUCAUCGUGGAGCCCGCCGACCCGGGCACCAGCUCCUGCAUUCGCGACUCGGUACCCUGUCGCAUGCCCCUCAACUCCAGCCUGGUGGUGGAAGGCGUGUCUCCCAUGAAGCAUUGCUGCAAAGGCUUCUGCAUCGACGUCCUCAAGAGGCUGGCCAAGAUCGUGGGCUUCACCUACGACCUCUACCUCGUCACCAACGGACGCCACGGCAAGAACAUCGACGGCGAAUGGAACGGCAUGGUGGGCGAGGUGGUGUCCAACAGGGCGGACAUGGCCAUCGGUUCGCUUACCAUCAAUGAGGAGCGGUCAGAGGUUGUGGAGUUUUCUGUGCCCUUCGUAGAGACGGGCAUCAGCGUCAUGGUUUCCCGUAGCAACGGCACCGUGUCGCCUUCGGCCUUUCUCGAGCCCUACAGCCCAGCCGUGUGGGUGAUGAUGUUCGUCAUGUGUCUAUCGGUGGUGGCCAUCACCGUUUUCAUCUUUGAGUUCUUCAGCCCAGUCGGUUACAACCGCAGCCUGCAGAGCGCCAAAAAGUCGGGCGGCUCAAAGUUCACCAUCGGCAAGUCUGUUUGGCUCCUGUGGGCGCUGGUCUUCAACAACUCGGUGCCUGUAGAGAACCCGCGAGGAACCACUAGCAAGAUCAUGGUCCUGGUGUGGGCCUUCUUCGCUGUCAUCUUCCUGGCGUCCUACACCGCCAACCUGGCCGCCUUCAUGAUCCAGGAGGAGUACAUCGACACUGUGUCGGGACUCUCUGACAAGAAGUUCCAGCAGCCCACUGAGCAGUACCCGCCCCUGCGCUUCGGCACGGUGCCCAACGGCAGCACGGAGGAAAACAUCCGCUCCAACUAUCCCAACAUGCACCAGUACAUGAUCCGCAACAACCAGAAGGGCGUGGAGGAGGCCAUCGACAACCUGAAGACAGGUAAACUGGAUGCUUUCAUCUACGACGCUGCUGUGCUCAACUACAUGGCCAGGAAGGAUGAAGGCUGCAAGGUGAUGACCAUCGGCUCCGGCAAAGUGUUCGCCACCACCGGCUACGGCAUCGCUCUGCACAAGAACUCCCGUUGGAAGAGACCGCUGGACCUGGCGCUGCUGCAGCUAGUGGGAGACGAUGAGAUCGACAUGUUGGAGCGUCUUUGGCUGUCGGGAAUCUGCCACAACGACAAGAUUGAGGUGAUGAGCAGCAAGCUGGACAUCGACAACAUGGCAGGCGUCUUCUACAUGCUGCUGGUGGCCAUGGGCCUCAGCCUCCUGGUGUUCGCCUGGGAGCAUCUGGUCUACUGGAAGCUGAGGCACUGCAUCAAGCGCUCCGGCAGCAUGGACUUCCUCCUGGCUCUCAGCAGGGGCAUGUACAGCUGCUGUCAGUUUGAGGACGAGACGGCGCCAGGAAGCGGUAAGAGUUCCUUGCCGCAGUACCACACGGUGCCCACUGUGGCCCAGCAGCACCUGGUGACCGCCACAGUCAACAACACCGCCGCCAUCACGAUGGUGCAGCAACAGCAGCAGCAGCCGCCGCCUCCGCCCAAGCACGUCCCAAAGCAGCCACAGGGGCAGACGUACACCACCAUGCUGCCAGGAUCGCCGCCACCCCCGAGACAUUCGGCCAUGGCGCUGGGACCUUCUAACAGCCCCCUCUUUGAAGGCCCCAUGCCCUGCUCCACCUUCCUGCCUCGCCAUGACCGCAGACUGGCCGUGGUGGAUCGCUGGAACCGGCCCAAGCCGGAGAAGGUCCUGAGUGGCAGCAGUGGUGCGAGCCUGGGUAUCGGGGGUAUCGCGGGAGGCAUCACCGAACUCCAGGCCCAGCAACAAUACCAGCAGAACCUGGGACAGCAUUGGAAACUGCAAGGAGCAGGUGACAAUGGGCUUGAUGAGUACAAGCGGUACUAUGGUCCUAUCGAUCCGGAGGGGCUCGGCGCUAAUUCGGACCAGCAGGUUGGGGGCAGCCAGCAGACUCCCAAAUCUAAUCCCAGAGGUCCUAAAGCCACCGGAAUGUUGAGGCCCCCUCCCAAAGACCCCGGACCCUUAAUCAGUAAGCCACCACCCCCACUGCCCUCCUCGCCACGAAGGCCUCCCUUCUGGCGGCGUGGGAGUCUUGCUCAGGUGAGGAGAAAGAGCUCAGGGGGUCCUCUGUAUGAGAACAUCCUGCCUCUGGGGAGAAGAGGUGGUGGCAGGUACGGAGCAAGUGAUCUCAUGGGAAGGAGGGCCCGCCAUCCUCCCGCACUUCCCCCUCUGCCGGUCCCCCUUUCUUCCCCUACGCAUACCCCAACCACUCCCUCCUCUCCAUGCCGCUUCUACUCCACCUGCUCCAGCAUCUCAUCAUCUUCCUCUUCCUCCACGUCUUCCUCCUCGUCUUCAUCCUCCGUCUCUGUCUCCCGCUCCAAUUCUCCGUCUUCUUGCUCCAGCGAUAGCUCUUACAACUCCUCCUUAAGUUUCCGCUAUCGCGCCGGGGACCGUGAAUUUACCGCGGAGGAUGAUUAUGACUCUGAUCUGCUGACAGAAGAGUCCAGUCUUCUCCUGGGCUCACGCCGGAAAAUCCGCUCCCGGCGCAUGUCGUCGCGCUCGCUGCCAUGUAGCCCGCCGCCGCCCAUCCCGCCGCGCAAGCCACGGCUGCUGAGAGAUCACAGGCGAGAGCGGAGAAUAAGCCAGCUGGCACAGUUACAGGAGUGGUGGGCAUCGUGGGGCGACAGAGAAAGGGGCACGUCUGGGACAACCACCCUUGGCGAUGCGAGUGGGAUAAGAGAAGACAAAAGGCUGCGCAAAGAGAGGGAACACGAAAACAAGAGGCGGAAGGGAAGAAAGAAAAAGAAGCGGGAGGAAAGAGAGCGCGAGAGGGAGCGGAAGCGGCGCAAAGCCAAGAAGAAAAAGAAAGAUGAAAAGGUGAGGAAGAAGGAGCGAAAGAAGUCAGAGCAGGAGGAAAGGGACCCUGAGAAGCGAGAGGAGGCCAAACCUGGAACGCCGGACUACCCAUCAUACCUUCACCUGCGGAGGGAAUCCUUUACCAAAAAGAGCGAGAGCUCCAUACGAAGCUACGGGUGGAACUUCCCAGUUGAGGACGACAGGAAGGACAGAGAAGGAAAAGAGCGAGAGGAUGGCGAGGACAGCCGAGGGAAAGAAAGGCAGCACAGACGCAGGAACAGCACACACUAUCGGCCCUCCAGCACCAAGCCAUCCACAUCCGUCAAGUUUUGGGCGGGCAACCUCUCGUCCGACACCCUCCCUUCGGCCUUCCUGCCCCUGUUGCCCGUUGCUUCAAAAAGGAGGAAGACCAAAAGCUCAGACAGAGACGUGGUUGGGAUAGAAGGAGAGAGAAAACCGCUGCUGGGUCGGAACGGGAGAGGGGAAAUGUCCUCCAAGGAAGGUUUACCCUACCGCGAAUGGGAAUCGGACCUGGAGGAAGACGAGUCUGAGCAAGAGCGAAGGAAAGGCGAUCACGCGAAGAGGCAAGGCAGGACCAUCUCCAAUGAAGACCGAGACCGGGAUAAGGUUGUUGGGAUAUAUUCGGAUGAUGAGGGCUCUUCGGGAGAGUUUGGGAAGUUUGAGAGGUACUGGGACGAUCAUGACAGCAGAGCAGUGGGUGGGAUUGGAGGAGGGGGCUGGUUUUUUAGUACCUACCCCUCCAGGGACAAAGCAGGUAGCAUCAACAGCAGAGAUGACUUGUUCCUGGAACGAGGGGAAAGGUGGGGCACCGGAGAAAGCGGGUGGGGUUGGGGGUCAGGAUCACACCGGCCACCGUCUCCGCUCACGCCACCUCCACCUCGACGCUACUGGUCAGUGGACAAGCUGAACAUUCAGGAUGAGAAGACGACAAGGCGCAGGUCCAAGGACAAAGUGAGAGGAAGGGCGGCUUGUUCUUCCUGCCACUCCCCACAACGCCAUCCACAUUCGCACACGUCCAAGUGGGCCCACAUCACCUCGCGCAGCCAAGAAGAGCUUUACCGCCACUGCCAGAGUUUCGGCAGCACCCCGAAACCCAAACACGACGCCUUGUCGUCCUCCAAGCCGGAUCGCUCUCAUAACCCCUCCAAAAGUGGAAGUCAGUCAAACCUGAGCAUCCAGCAGCGAAUCCAGAGAUCGGAGAGGGUCAGACUUCCUUCCCCGCCGACCACCCUCGUUCCCAACUUGCCGGCUGCCCUUCCCGCCCUUCCGGCUCCUCCGUCCUCGGUUCACCCCAUCCGCGCUCCUCUGCUGACCUCCUCCUCCUCGGUGUCCUCGCCCUCCGUGGUAUCGUCCACCCCGGGCGCCCCGCAGCCUUCCUCCGUGGCUUCGGCAAGUGCCAAACUGCAGUACCAGAGGCUGCGCUCUGUUCCUCCACCCCAGAGGUUUCCUCCGUCUCCUCACGUGCCCCUCAAGGCCAAGGCCCUCUGCUCUCGGAGGGGCUCGGCCCAUUUCUCCAGCGUGGAGAGUGAGGUCUGACGCCCGAGGCGAUCUACAUCACGAUCCUCCUUCCGGUUAACGUGGCCAUUCGGUUUCCACAUAGAGUCCUUUUCCCUGACGCUCAGCACAAAGCGACCAUGCAGCCCAGCAAACCUGACGCGAGUCGUUUGGAGGAAAACGGGAGCCGAUCGGCUUCUUUCCCACAGCAACGUUUAGCAUCAGAAGUGGGGCGAUCGGUCUUCAGGGCUGAUGGGCACUCCUUUGCUACGGCUGGUAAAGGGCUCUGAGUGACGGAGCGAGGGAAUCAUUUAUAUUCAAUGUGCGUUCCGAGGGCUCAGGAACUUUGUCAUAUACCUGCUGCUCCCCCAAGCCUUGAGCAGUCCUUGACACUCUUGUUCUUUUCCCCCUUCGACGAAUGGCUUACCCCCACUUUGCUUUCCCCACAAGAACUGUUUACAUUCCCGCAAAUCUGUGAUGCCAGGAAUGGGCGCCUUCCUUCCGUAUGAUCAAAACGGUUCGCGUGGCGUGAGACAAGGCAAUCGCGUCAUCUCACGUUUUCUGUUUGUGUUGUACUGCCGCAAGAACCUUCUCUAGCUUUCCCUCUCUUCGCGCUGUGCUUCUUGUAUCUCUGUGCUUUUCUGUCUUUGUAUUCUUGACAACAGGGUAAGUCAACUGUGACUGACAUUCUGCUGGCUUAAUGAAAAGCUGAGUGCCAAACUCCACAUCCAUUUUUACCCCGUUUAGCUGCCCACGACACCGUCUUACACGCACUAAAGGGCACACAAACGCUCACGCGCUAGGAUAAAUGUGGGGUUGUUUCUUUUUUCUUUUUCCAGAGCAAUACAUCAUGCCGUUUUUCAACGCGUUUGCGUUACUCUUGUGUUGUCGUCGUUGUCGUUAUUGAUGUCGAUCUAUAUAAUUCUAAAUAUUGAGAAAUGUAAUGAGUCUCAUACGAUGUAAGCACUGUGCUAUAUGGCCCGUGGUACAUUCCCGCAGGAGCGGCAGCAGAAGCUGCAUCCACUCCCUCCCUUGCCCCUUCCUUGAAUUGAAUGUAACGUACACAAUUAACACGCCUGAUGGGGAUGAGGUUGCAUCGAUUUAGAUGUACGCUCGCCUUAACGGCGCGCAUUUGUUUUUCUUCACCCUUAAUCCAAAUCCUUGGCUGUAACCUUAAUAGCCCAUUACCCUAACCCUGUACCUUUAUCGCUAAUCAUGCUGACCCCCUCCAUUACAGUCCUCAUCCUACUUUUAACCCUAACCCUACGUUACCCUAAUCUAAUCCCAAACACUUAACACUCCCCUCAACCCAGUCCCCACGUGGUCCCCUUUACCCUCAUCUUGAAACCGAAGCCUAUCCCACAGAGCCCAACCUAUGAAUGUAAUUAGGCCCCCUUGACUCUCACCUCUAACACUAAGACUAUCCCUGGAACCUAACCCCCAAGCCCUAACCUAAAUCUUUGAACGCUACUACUGUGGAAGGUUUCCAAAUGUGAUCAUAUCCAAGGGUUUGCAACGGGGUGUCUUUUUUGCACGCUGGUGCUACACUUGUUGACCAGGCCACAGGUUGUCGCAGGGAAAUGUGCUAAGUAGCGAAAUGCUGCUCCCGAAGGAUUACACGCGUGACUUUGGAGUCUGUACGUGUAAUUUACGUAGCAGGGCUGAUUUAGAUUGGUUAAGUGCCGUUCUGAGGAGAGACAGUGCCUAUGUUGGAUCCUAGCUAGCGGCAGCAUUGGCUGGAAUACGCGCGGCGGCGUGUGAGCGGUGCCUGCUCCUGUUGGCACACUUUUCAAAAACCAUUCUCACCUUGAAGAUGAGCAGGUUUUUUUUUUUAAACCUGCCAGCGAGCUGACACCAGCAGCCAAACUCCAGAAGCAAACGAGAAGAAUUCACGCCGCUAGCUGCAAGCCUGCUGCCAUCAACUUUUAGCAUUGAUGGACACGAGCGGAGUGCCAACGUGGUCAUCUUUCGAGUCACCUUUUCAGCUUGCCUGAAACUGCAUCUGAGCCAUUAUUUACUCCAACCAGAAGAGACUUUUAAUUUUUUUUAAAGAAAACAUUUCAAAGUCAAUCUGCCUUUUCGCUAAUGAGCUAAAUCUACUUCUAUAUACCUACAUACAUGUGACAUUCGUGUUUGUCCCAGUGUGUCGCGUUAACAGUCUUCAUCUUUUCCCUCUUAUGGGUUCUCAAAUGAUCAAUCUCAUAGACCUCCGCCAAGGCUUAACAAUCACACUGUGAAUAGUUUAAAAAAUAAAUAAAUCCUGUCAGGCUUCAUGGUGUGAAUGUAGUUGGUCACCAGCCCGUUGCGGGGGCGGGGGUACCCCACCUCUUGGCCCAAAUCCAGCAUAUCCGAGGCGCUAAUGAUUAGAUGCGCUCUAGAAAAUGAAUGAAUGUUGCCCUCGUGUAGCGGAUGCGUCCUACAAGUAAACACCACUUCCUUGGCGGAGGUAUCCGGAAGAACCCAAAUGGUAAAUUUAGCCCAUUUUGUGUUGGGCGAUGUCAUUUAUCUCCCAUCCAUCCAUCUUGUCCCUUGGUGUGUUCUGCUUGUGCGGCUUUCAAAAGAGGAAGAAUCCAUGUGUGAUAUGUGUUGCUCUUAAUUAUCUAAGAUCUAUAUUUAAAUCGAAUCUGCUCUAAGUUUGACUCUUUUCUGUCUUUUGUCCUCGUCUGGACCCUGCCCUCUUCCAGAGCCCCCCGCCCCCGCGCUGGUCCCGUGCUCAAAGAGACCGCCACGUAACUGUGUUCUCACUCGCCUCCGUGAGCCAACACCGAGGGUCUGACCCAGUGACAGUGUGGCGGGGCGGCGGGGGGGUGCGCCAGUGUCUUAUGACCGUCUCACUGUAGCGGCGCUGGCGAGCGUUUGUCUACCGAGAGGGGCCUUCUUUCUCUUCGCUUCUUGGCCAAUGCGUGACUUCACGGACUUGCUGCUUUCUAAGCGCUCUCGUGUGUGUGUGUGUGUGUGUGUGUGUGUGUAUGCGGGUGGGGGCGUGGCCUUUGACCUCUUGCGACCCCCGCUGCACCACGGGGGACCACGUGGGGGUCUCUGACACCAUGUAGCAAGUAGGCUUCUUUGAUGCUGUGUCUCCUUGACCAGGGUUGCAAAAUUCUAGUAAAUUUUAUUUAUUUUUUUUGCGAGCUCAUAACGUUUCAUGGAGUGAAUGGCAAUGCUGACGAUCAGUCUUCUGCUGAUGUCUUAAGAUCAGAAAAAGCUAGAAACAAGACGUUUCGUAUCGUCACGAAAUGUCAAAUGGCCAGCAUCAAAUGAGUUCAGAGCCAACCUACAUUUCUGUAAAUUCCUCAUUUAUUCACCUUUAUUCCUCUUUACUCCAAUGGAAAAAAAGUCCAAUUUCAAGAAUUCAUGCCGGAUUUUUGCAACCCUCAUCUUGACAAACGACAAACACUGUUUCCUUCUUGACUUGACAACGAUGGAGCGGUGCUGGGGUUCCCACCGAGGCUUGGACUGGGCCAGCCAGGGCCGGUUUGACUCCAAACAAUUGUGACUUUAGAACAUCUUUAAAAAGGAAGCCAAAAGUGUUGCGCACAUACUCCUAAAAUUGGCAUGUGCCCUGGAAUUACCGUUUCUAGCCUUGCGGGGGAAAACAGCCUGCAGCCAAACAAACUGUACAAGCCAAUGCUCGAGAGUUGUGCUACACGCGUUUGUUGUCACAUGCACACACUCACACACACACACACAUAUGCAUACACACACAUGUGAGGGUGAUGACAAUACAGUAAUGUGAUGGAGCAGGACAGAUAAUUUUAAUAAAGAACUACAAACUAAAA